AUGUUACCUGACGACCUCGGCGACCUGCCGACGCCUCCUGCACCAACCCUGCAAAUCCGGCACCCGCAAGCCCGCGUCGUUACACAAACGAUCGAGCGCGCCGCAACCACGUACACCACGCACGUCACUCUGGGCCUCGGCGACGGGACCGCCGAAACUUCAGCCCCUACUUCUCCACCUCCGGCAGCACCGCCCGCGGGUAACGUCAACUCGGCCCCCGGCUACAACUACAUUGGUGCCAUCGUCGGCUCCGUCGUGGCUUUUGUGUUUUUGCUACUGCUGCUGUGGUGCUGCAUCUGCAAGCCGCGUAUCUUGCGCCGUCAGCGCCAGCUCGCCGCCGCUAGGGAUGGCUACUCGUCUGGCUACGACAGCGAGGGCUCGUUGAGCAGCGGCGGCCCGGUGCGUCCGCUGCCGCGGAGGCCGAGGCCCCGUGUCCCGCCCAUGCCGGUGCUAAAUCCGCCGCCUGUGCGGAUCAAACCCAUGAGGCAUACGGGUUGGACACAUUCUGCCGAACCGCAGAUCCGUGGAGUGAGGGUGUUUCCUUGA
This is a messenger RNA of Pyricularia grisea, 546 nucleotides long. RefSeq lists its product as uncharacterized. The transcript has a single exon. The record is from RefSeq and is a predicted model, not a curated record. NCBI's taxonomy places the organism in Eukaryota, Fungi, Ascomycota, Sordariomycetes, Magnaporthales, Pyriculariaceae. The coding region runs from base 1 to 546 and encodes 181 amino acids.